Nasonia vitripennis (jewel wasp) is the source of this 4696-nucleotide messenger RNA. RefSeq lists its product as uncharacterized. Gene Ontology annotation, molecular function: chromatin insulator sequence binding. Gene Ontology annotation, cellular component: nucleus; chromosome. NCBI's taxonomy places the organism in Eukaryota, Metazoa, Arthropoda, Insecta, Hymenoptera, Pteromalidae. Gene Ontology annotation, biological process: regulation of transcription by RNA polymerase II. The record is from RefSeq and is a predicted model, not a curated record. The coding region runs from base 773 to 3727 and encodes 984 amino acids. The transcript has 4 exons.
UAUUACUGCAGCAGUCAUAGUGUUAGAGAGCGCGGAGAGGGGGGAGGGAGAGAGGAGAAUGAAAAUUCGUAGCUAAAAACCCGCGAGAGAAAGAGCGAGAUAGGAGUACACAUUAUAGCACACACUGCUCUCCCUACUCCUUCCUCCGACGUUUCUUUCACUUUCGUCGCGUUUGCCCGGACGAAGCUGGCGCGUGUAUUUUCGUCGUGUGACAGGUGUGUGUCGCAAGUAGCGCAGUGCGUGUGCACCAGUACGGCGUAUAGCCGUGUAUAUAUAAUAGAUAUAGUCGAAAAGGGACGAAGGAGAGCGAAAAAAGAGAAGAGGCGCGCGAGGGGAGGUAAAGAAUAUACACAGUAGAGUGUAUAUGUAUACAUAUAUACUUGUAAGGAAGGGAUGUGUAAAAGGGCCGAGUGAGGGCAGAAUGGUAGUUGCGAGCUGCUGGGCGAGGGCUCGAGUGGCAGCAUCGACCGGGACUACGAGUACUCGCAGCUGCGCCCAGGGCGGAGCUUCCUCUUCUCCGGUGCUGUAGCUGCUGCUGCUGCACCACCAGCCAUGACCUAACCUCUAUCUCUUUCUCCGUCUCUCUCUUUCUAUCUCGACUGUUUAUCAUCAAUUUUAUAAACAAUUCCCGUCCGAUAGGAUCACCUAUCCGCGGUUCCGAAAGUGUUGCAGUGCUGAUAUCACAGGAACAGCUUCGUGCUUUCGCAUCAGCUGCAUGGCUGGCUUCGCUAUUUGUUCUCCGCUGCAGCCGACUUAGACGACAGGCAUUUAAAUGGUCGAAGGUGUUAUUAUGGCCUCCGCGACCAUGAGCAGCGUGCCACUGCAAAGCACCAAAGCUGUGCCCAGCAGCGCGGGUAUCAGCAAGGUCCUGUUAACAGGCUCAGUUCGCAGACUCUUCAAUCAGCCAAAUAUUGUCAUCCACGCUAUUCCUCGUAACAAUUCACCCACAGCUUUUAAAAUGGUCAGCUCAAGCUCUUAUCCACACAACAAAAGUGAGAUUAAUGGAGAGUAUCAAUUACCAGACAAACCUGGUGUAUCCAUUCAAGUAAUUAAUCCGAGCAACGAAAAAGAUGAUGAGGAAGAGUACCUCUUACCAUCUAAAAACAAUGGAAAGUCUGAGAUUUUAUUAGUUCCUAUAGUUAGGAAAAGAAAAGCAUGUGGUCAUUUUGAGCCCUGUGAGAGCUUAGUUAUCACUCCGCUUAUCUCCAUUAAUAUUACUGAAGAUGAGAUAGAUGCUAAAGUCACAAGACACUGUCAGAAUAAAAAAUGUGAUGCCCUUAGUAUAGAUCAUGACCGAUGUCGUAGAGCUUCAAUUCGAUUACACCAUUGUGAUAAAUUUAUGAUAUGUGAUACGUGUGAAAUUACGUUUAAAACUUGUAAAGCUCGCUUGAAUCAUAAAAAAUGCAGAAGGAAAAGAGUUGUAGAUUACCAGCAUAUUAAUGUCAAUCCUAACGAUGUAAAAAAGAUUCGAAUGCGCGAACGGGAAUUACAAAUGUCAAAAGAACUAGAAUUAAAAAGACGUAGUAUGAUGAAAAUUACGCCCACUUGCAUAAAUCAAUUGUCAAUCCUCAAAGGAAAUGAUGAACUUAUAAUCACACCUAUCUUACCUCCUAAAACUUCAUUGCUAAAUUUCAUCCCUGCAAACAAUAAUAACAGUAAUAUUAACAACAAUAAUAAUAGCAUUAAAGAAGUUCUUGGAAAUAAGAGAAAGCAUGUUGAAGAAAUUGAUAUGAAAUUAACUUCUGAAAAGAUAUCUGAAAUUAUUUUAACAUGUAAAAAAACAAUUGAUUCCCAAAAACAAAAUGAAAAGCUUGGUUCAACACCACUAAAGCAAAUUAAAUUAGCUGAUCACUUAAAUGGAGCUACUGUUAACAUUAGAGAUACCCCAAAUAUACCAAAUCAGCCAUGCAUUAAAUUGACUGAAAUGUCAACAAGUAGUGUUGAUUCUGUUUUAAUGAAAAAUCAGCAGCAAAAACCGCAAAUCGUCAAUACAGAUUUGAUAAUCAAUAAUCUUAAUGCAACAGAACAAGAACCAGUAGCCAAUGUCCCAGAGCCUGACAAAACCGUAGGCGUCGAAUCUUUGAAGCAGUUAAGCGUUAACAAUUGGGUAAUGUCCAGUCAGUCAUUCGCGACGCCCUACAAAGUCGUGCCCAUCGCGGAAUUAAAGUCUGAACCAUCGAUGCUUCACCAUACCCAAGGGUUGCCAAAGUUCUGUGUCGUACCGGAUAGUGAUACCCCGCCGAAAUCGACAGCACGACUAGUACCACAGCAGAUGAAAAAAUCGGAAUCAAAACUGGCGCCAAAGUUACCGAAGACAGCACCAAAGGUCAUAUCGGAACAAGCUCCGAUUCUGAACUCCGGCAAAUUCCGUCCGCUGCAGCCAGCUUUGGCUGGUAACGUGCGCAACGUAGAAGAGAAACUGACCGACCCAUUGUUAAACAAGGCUCAAAAACGACGACGACGCAAGAAAAAUUCAAAGAAAGGCAAGUUCAGUUGCUCAGUUUGCUCGAAGAAAUUUAGCUCGUCAAAAUACUGCGAACAGCAUGAGAAAAGUCACAGUAAUAGUGAUCUUCAACUAUCCUUUUUCUGUAAAAUAUGCGACAAGGGCUUUCCAUCGAAACUUAUUAUGAAUAAACACAUAGUCGGCGACCACAAGCCCGGACAAGUGCGAUGCGAGAUGUGCGAUGAGGUCUUACCAUCUCUGCAGGAGCUCCUCAAACACAUGAAGUCUCCAGAGUCCAAAGUUAACCGUAAGUGCUCCGAUUGUCCGAAAUCUUUUGAUACGUGUAGUAGCUUAGAUUUUCACAUAAAAAAGGAGCAUGGUUUCGUUAUUUGCGGAUUGUGCAAGCGUCAGGUCGCUGAGAGCAAAUUCAAACGGCACUUGAUGCUGGAGCACAGUAUUUCGAAAAAUCGGUUAGAAAAUUCGAUCCAAAAACUAAGCUGUCCUCCUGACGGGAAUGAAGACGUCCGUGAAGUAAAUUUAAUUAGCGAAUCCACAGUCGUGGCAAAAAGUGUCUCAAAGACCGAGCCCGUUAACGAAAAUAAGGCCGAGAUGGACUGCAUAGCUAAAAAUCGGUCAGUCAGAAGAAGAAGUUCUAAAGAAUUUUUCGUAUGUACUGUAUGUGAACGACGUUUCGAGUAUGAAAGGCAGUACAGUAUACAUUUAGCUACUAACCCGAUGAAAUUCACGCUCUGUCCGAAUUGCGGUAGAAAAUUUCAUAAAAAAACUGACUAUACAGAGCAUAGUAAAACUUGCCCUCGGAAUACUUUAGUACCAGUUAAUACAACUCCUAAAGGAAGAAAGUCAAGUGCUGCAAAUGAAGAAAUCAACUUGAAGAGCGACAAUGAUAAUAAAUCUAGGAACAGUAUUGACCAAAAACGAAACGAAAAAUUAGAUUCUAUUAAUUGUAUAAAAAUUAAAUCGAAUAAAGUAAUUGUACAGAAAAUUCAAGUCAAACGCAUCUUGAAGACUGCUGUUGAAGAUAAAAUUACGAAUGGUUUAAAACCAAAUUCUAAUGAUUGUUUGGAUAAAUUAAAAAUUAUAGAAGUAGAUAGUAAUAGUCAAAAGAAUGAAGUCUAUGAUGUUAUUGAUUGUGAUGAUAAAGAAGAUUUACUGUUGAGCUCAAGUGAGUCGUUGCAAACAAAUUCUAAUGGAUUCGCAGAAUUUGACAAUUCGAUGGCUGUGUCAAGCAUCCAUCAAGAUCACAAUUAUCAAGCAGUACAAUGAUGUGUAUAAACGUUAGCUUUUAAUUUUUUGCAAUGCAAUUAUUUUAAACAGUAUCUUUAUUUAAUAUUAUGUUUUUUUUUUUUAACAAUGCAUACGACACUGUGCAUGUUUUUUAAAAGUGAGAUAAAGUGUGCAAAUUUUAUUUUUAAAGUUUUAUUAGAAACAUAUUACAUCUCUUAUGUGAAUCUAUGUGAACUCGAUUGCACGACGUGAAAAUGAUAUAUUCUCUGUGAUAGAGUCAGACAUUCGCUGGUAAUGUUAAAACGUUCAUUUAAUUUGUAUUUUUUUUUAUUGUGAAGCAAAUAUUUAAGUUAAAAGCGGAAUAGAUCGUUUUAUACUCUUUAAUUUAUAGAACAUAUAUUUAAUACAUAAAUAUAUAACAGCAAUGAAGAUUCUGCAAAAAACGAAGAUUCUUUUCUACUGUAACAUUAUUUUAAUACAUGGCAUGUGCUCAUUAUUAACAUAAAUAAGAAUUAUCAAGAAGAAAUAUAUUUUAAUUGUAUCAAUUGGUAAUCUAUUAAAAAAAGUCCGUUUUUAACUUGAACAGUUUUUCCUUUUAUCAGAUAUCCUGAUAACUAAUGGAGUGCCUUGUAAAUUAUAACGUUCCUCGUUAAUGUAAACGUUAAUUUUUCGCUUUGCAAACAGGCAUGCAUUAUUACAUCUUUCUUACUAACAUUUGCACAAUCUUCAAAUUGCCUCGAAUAACUAUGUAUGUUUAAAGUUUCAUUGUUAUUUUUUCCAUGUGAAUGAUUGAAAAACCAAAAAACGUGAUAUCUAGGUAAACAUAUCUAUUUAUGUACAACCUUAACAAUUUUUCACGUGAUUUUUGUAAAUAACUUGGAUGGUGAUUAUUAUUGCAUCACUUUAUAUACAAUAAAAUAGGCACAAAAUAGGUGGAAUUUUUCUAAAUUAAUAAAUGUAACUAAGUAUACAAAAAAUAAAUUCAGAACAAGGAUGUUUUUCCAAAAA